UUGUUCAUACAAGGAAUUUGACUGUCCAAGAAAAAUUUUCAAUUUAAAUUAUCAUCGCGAAGCCUUCGUUCAGACAAAAAUAAAAUUUUCGAUCUCUCUCUCUUUCCCACUCUUUUCCCAUCCUUGGAGGGAAAAACCAAAACCAAGUCCUUCUCUCUCUCUACCUGUAACCAAUCUAGGGUUUCAGCUGCUCAGUCUUUGCUGCUUCUUCCUUUUUCAGCUCUAAUUUCACACACUGUUUUGUUCUCUGUGUUCGAUUAGAGGAGGAGUUGCUUUUAAUUGAGCUUAUGAGCUUUUUCAUGCCCGAUCUCGUAUUCUGGUAAGCGUUUAUUUGAAUUGAAGUUAUCUUGAGCUUAAGCUUGCUAGUAUUUGUAGUUUUCAUGGCUUAGUCUUGUCUGUUUUGUAGAUUUGGGUUUAAUGAGUUAGGAUUUGUUUCGAUGAGGGCUCGCUAAAACUCUGCAUGGCGAUGUGCUGACCUCUAGUUGGGGUUUUAUCGAGGUUUAAUUGAAUUUCUGGGCUGGUUCGGGUACCAAUAACACCCAGAAGGAUUGGGUAGACAAUAUAUUUUUGGUGAAAUGCAAACCAAGAAAAGAAUUACUGGAAGGAAUUCUUCUCGAGAAGUUGCAAGCCCAAGGGUGUCAAGAGCUCAGAAGAAACCGUCUGAAAAUGCACAAGUUGCAGAACAGAAGGUUACAGAGCUAAUUACGUCUUCAUCCAGAAGGCAGAGAUGUGUGACGAGAAGUGCUGUACCUGUUGCUGCAUCCAACUCGAAUACGAGGUAUGACUUGCCCCAAGACGAGACUUCUGAUACUUGUGUGGCGCAUGAUGAGAUUGCUGGUCCUUCCAUGGCUGGUGAGGAUUGCAACGAUGGAACUGCUCAUUAUGUAAUGGAUACCAUAUUUUCUCCUGCCUUUCAUGUUGCCAAAGUUUCUGAAGGGGAAAUACCCGGUGAAGUUGAUUUUGCCAAAUUCUUUCGAAGUGGAGAUCAGUUUCAGCAGAAUUGUGGGAUAGAGAACUCACGGACGGAUAUUCAUGGUCAUGUUGCUCAAGAUACUCUUCAUAGGGGGAUUGAGAAUACAUUAACUUCAAUUAAUGCAUCAUGUCUUGGUGAUAUAGAAGUGGAUACAAACGAACCAGCUACAAACUUUGAUGAGCAGCACUGCAGUGAGAUUCUUACCAUAGAUACACAUAUAUCAACUUGUUGUAAUACAGAUUCAGAAGGAGCUGGCCUUUCAUCUGAAGUUUCAGCAAUUUAUCUUGCCAUGAAGAACUCAAAGCUAGAAUGUGUUGAUGAGCAUGGUCAAGAUUCAAUGUCAAUUGAUGUUUGUGUUGAGGAUGAGGACUAUGAGGAAUUUGACGACUUUGAUCCUUAUCUAUUCAUAAGGAACCUACCAGAUUUGUCAUCUGUUGUCCCCACUUUUCGGCGUAUGCUACUUCCUAAACAGACUCGGAGUUGCCCUCCUACUAGUCUUGUUUUGGACUUGGAUGAAACUUUGGUGCAUUCCACACUAGAACCUUGUGAUGAUGCAGAUUUCACCUUCCCUGUUAAUUUUAAUCUCCAGGAGCAUACAGUGUAUGUUCGAUGCCGUCCUCACUUAAGAGAUUUUAUGGACAGAGUUUCUCGUCUUUUUGAAAUCAUUAUAUUUACAGCCAGUCAAAGUAUAUAUGCUGAGCAGCUCUUGAACGUGCUAGAUCCAAAAAGGAAGAUAUUUCGUCAUCGUGUUUUUCGUGACUCCUGUGUAUAUGUAGAUGGGAACUACCUCAAGGAUUUGUCGGUACUUGGCCGUGAUUUGGCUCAUGUUAUCAUAAUCGACAAUUCUCCUCAGGCAUUUGGGUUCCAAGUGGACAAUGGAAUCCCCAUUGAGAGCUGGUUUGAUGAUCGUUCCGAUGAAGAAUUACUUUUGUUGCUUCCCUUUUUGGAGAGCUUGGUGGAUGUUGAAGAUGUCAGACCGCUGAUAGCUAAAAAGUUCAAGCUGCGGGAGAAGGUUGCUUCAGCUACUUAUCCAAGUUCAAAUCCAGAUAGAGUACAUGACUUCUGAAGGUGAUACCCAGCGUUACAGUAUUUGGGGAGUUGCUUUUAAGAAAAUUCUGCAUGAGAUUGGCUGUCCGAUGAAUAAUUUGUAAUCUCAAUUGAUCUGAGAAACAGUCGAAACCUUUUUUUUAUACAGAGAUGUUGUAGUACAUUAAUUUAUUUUACAAGCUUCAGAAUAAAAUAAUUUCUCGUUUUUCUCCUAAA
Messenger RNA from Tripterygium wilfordii, 2236 nucleotides. Its product is annotated as CTD small phosphatase-like protein 2. Gene Ontology annotation, molecular function: phosphoprotein phosphatase activity. Lineage: Eukaryota; Viridiplantae; Streptophyta; Magnoliopsida; Celastrales; Celastraceae. The record is from RefSeq and is a predicted model, not a curated record. Bases 576 to 2039 code for a protein of 487 amino acids. The transcript is spliced from 7 exons.